Messenger RNA from Zeugodacus cucurbitae (melon fly), 1348 nucleotides. It is a transcript of the gene Dsor1, whose product is annotated as dual specificity mitogen-activated protein kinase kinase dSOR1. The coding region runs from base 127 to 1320 and encodes 397 amino acids. Gene Ontology annotation, molecular function: ATP binding; protein kinase activity. The transcript is spliced from 4 exons. Gene Ontology annotation, biological process: protein phosphorylation. The record is from RefSeq and is a predicted model, not a curated record. Lineage: Eukaryota; Metazoa; Arthropoda; Insecta; Diptera; Tephritidae.
CAAAUCCAACACCAAAUUUUUUUAAGAAACUGCAAUUGCAGUAGUGCAACACUGCCAAGGAGGAGUUUUCGGUAUUUCGCAGUGGUAUCUUUUUUAUUAUAUUGUCCACCCAACCAUAAUUAGGACAUGUCGAAAAAUAAAUUAAAUUUAACGCUUCCUCCUGGAGCUGUAGAUGCAACAGUGGCCGCGUCACAGGUUGUACCAACACCGCCAUUCAAGACACCAUCAGGAACAGAAAAACAUAGUUUACUGGGGAAGCCGAAGACGAGUAUCGAGGCGCUUACGGAGACGCUGGAAGAGUUGGAAAUGGAUGAUUCUGCACGCAAUCGUAUUAAAGUGUUUCUAAGUCAAAAGGAGAAAAUCGGCGAACUAUCCGAUGAUGAUCUCGAAAAGUUGGGUGAACUGGGCUCCGGUAAUGGUGGUGUAGUCAUGAAGGUGCGUCACAUACCCACAGAACUGAUAAUGGCACGCAAACUAAUACAUCUGGAGGUGAAGCCGGCGAUUAAGAAACAAAUAAUACGUGAACUGAAAGUGUUGCAUGAGUGUAACUUUCCGCACAUUGUGGGUUUCUAUGGCGCCUUCUACAGUGACGGUGAAAUCAGUAUUUGCAUGGAAUAUAUGGAUGGUGGUUCGCUCGAUCUGAUAUUAAAACGCGCUGGACGCAUACCGGAAUCAAUACUGGGCAAGAUAACAUUAGCCGUGCUGAAGGGUCUAAGCUACUUGCGUGAUAAGCAUGCUAUAAUGCAUAGAGAUGUGAAGCCGAGUAAUAUUUUGGUGAACAGCAGUGGCGAGAUAAAGAUAUGUGAUUUUGGUGUAUCAGGGCAGCUAAUUGAUUCGAUGGCCAAUUCGUUUGUCGGCACACGCAGCUACAUGUCGCCCGAGCGUCUGCAGGGUACACACUACUCCGUGCAAUCGGAUAUCUGGUCGCUCGGUUUAUCGCUGGUCGAGAUGGCAAUUGGCAUGUACCCGAUACCGCCACCCGACGCCAGCACACUGGAAGCGAUAUUCAACGAUAAUCCAGAUGAUGGACAACAAACCGUGGUGGAACCUAAAGUGAUGGCGAUUUUUGAGCUACUCGAUUAUAUUGUCAAUGAACCACCGCCUAGGUUGGAGCACAAAAUAUUCACCGACGAUUUUAAGAAUUUCGUCGACAUUUGUCUCAAGAAAAAUCCCGAUGAACGCGCCGAUCUGAAAACGCUACUGAAUCACGCUUGGAUACGCAAGGCUGAAGUUGAAGAGGUGGACAUUGCUGGUUGGGUGUGCAAAACAAUGGAUCUGCCACCGUCGACACCGAAACGCAACACAUCGCCCAAUCAGUAAAAAAAAUUAAAAAAAAAAUUAAUAAUAA